ACAGAAUAAUUGAUAUCAACGAUAAAUGUUGCAAACCAUUCCUUGGCCAGCUGUGUCCUCUUCAUGUUUUUGUCCUCUCCGUAUAAAACCAUUGCAACAUUUCUCUCUCACACUAAGUUAUGGCUGAGAUUGACAAUGGUGAUAAUCAACCUUUGUUCAGUAGCAAAUUUGGUGUGAUACUAAUUGCCAUGGGUUCAGCUAGUUUUGUGGUAACAAUGUAUCAUCUCAUAGUCAUUUGCUGCCAAAACUCAGCCGAACAAGCGCGGCAAAACGAGCAACCGGCAACACAAACACCGAGCGUCGAAGAGGGUUGUCUGUCGCAUCAAAUUCCAUCUCACAAGUAUGAGAAGAAGAAAAAGAAUGAUGAAAAUGAUGAAGAUGAUUGUGUGACUUGUGCUGUGUGCUUGGGAGAUUUUGAGGAGGGUGAGGAGUUAAGAACUAUGCCUUCUUGCAUGCAUUUUUUCCAUGUACCAUGCAUAGAUAUGUGGCUCAUUUCACAUUUUAAUUGUCCUGUUUGUCGCGCUGAUGCCACGCCCUCCCCGGUGGUGCCUCACAGUUUACCGGAGGUUGCAUCCAACGAGAUGAAUGUUGAUCAAGGCAUUAAUAUGGUGCAAAUAGUUGUCGUCCAAAAUGAGUUGCAAAGUGGGUUACCAAUAGUCCCAUCCUAAAAUGUAAACUGUAGUACAUAAUCAAUUAUUUUUUAUAUUAAUUUUUCAAUUUUUCGGUC
Molecule: messenger RNA, 727 nt
Organism: Trifolium pratense (red clover)
Lineage: Eukaryota; Viridiplantae; Streptophyta; Magnoliopsida; Fabales; Fabaceae
Product: RING-H2 finger protein ATL73-like
Exons: 1
Coding region: 120-668 (182 amino acids)
Biological process (GO): protein ubiquitination
Source: RefSeq, a predicted model, not a curated record